Messenger RNA from Diachasma alloeum, 3304 nucleotides. RefSeq names its product F-box only protein 43. Gene Ontology annotation, biological process: regulation of mitotic nuclear division; negative regulation of meiotic nuclear division. The transcript has 2 exons. The record is from RefSeq and is a predicted model, not a curated record. Bases 43 to 1458 code for a protein of 471 amino acids. Gene Ontology annotation, molecular function: protein binding. Lineage: Eukaryota; Metazoa; Arthropoda; Insecta; Hymenoptera; Braconidae. Gene Ontology annotation, cellular component: nucleus.
AAAAAAGCCUCUGCAAGCCCUUAAAACCCCAAAAAAUCGAAGAUGAGUGACUCAGUCGAGGACAUCGAGAUGUCGGACAUCUCGUCGAUCGUGGAGACCCCUCACAGUGCAGUUCCUCACCCCCGUUCGUCGCGCACCUCCGACAGUAUGGACUCGGGCUACCUGUCGUUAACCCCUCACUCCUUCGGCACCCCGAGCGCGAGGGCCCGUCGGCCCCCAGCCCUGACGAGGCGCCACUACUGGCUGCGCUCGGAGCACUGGCAGCUGGACCGCCGCCCCAGGUCCAAGCUCAACAGCCUGAUCAACGCCUCGGCAUGUCUCGCCGAGUCCUCGGAGUCGCUCGCCCCGGAGCACCCGGACAGUGCCCUGGAGGGCAGCUCAGCCGGCAAUUCCCUGAGUCUCGACUCCCCGGGGGACGAGUCGCGCUACAGCUUCCGCAAGGGCCUGCGGGAGUACAGGAGCAGGGCGAGGAAGGCCCAGAGGGCGUCGGCGGUGACACCGGCGAGCAUUCCCAUCCUCUCGCCGCCGCCCUCGCCGGCGAUUCCCUCGGCGUCGUUCGUGGCGUGCGAGCCCAUCGACGAGAAAGAGAAGAUGGUCAGGGCUGCCCAGAGCACCCCCUACGACCUCCGGGUGACCCUGGCAUCGGUGGAUAUCACGUUCUCACCGAAGACGAGCAAGAGCCCGGGGGAGGGGUUCAGCAGUGUCGAGAGAAAGGAGUUCAGUAAUCUCAGUAUUGGGAGUGCGGAGAUCAAGCCCAAACGACUGGACUUCAGCCAGAGGACGUACGGGGGCUACAGGACUCGGUCAAUACCCGAUGUCACUGGCAGGGAGACUGUUGACAUUCUACAUUUGCUCGGGGAGAAGAGCAAUCAUCUCGAGAUUGUCUCCAAGAUCCUGGGGUACUUGAGGGCUGAGGAUCUCUGCGCUGUUAGCAUGGUGUCGAGGACGUGGAGGAGCAUCUGCGGGAAGGAUGUGAUGGCUAAUAUGAGGAGGAUCACUCAUGUCUGUGUCAGGCAGAGCACUAAGGAGAACCUCAGGCGGUCCAGGAAGGCCAAGGAGAGUGGGAUACAGGAGAGCCCCAAGAGCAGGUUCGCCAGGGGGUAUCUGGUCAAUGUGCAGAACUUUCUGAUGGUACCCAAGAGGGGGAACCCCAGGAGCCCUCCGGUGUCGCCGAGCAAGAUCAAGUGGAAUUCUUAUGUGAAGGCAAGCAGGAGGCUCGCCCCAUCGGAUCGUCUCUUCUCCUGUCCCAAAUGUAACUUCGCCUGUCCCGUCAACACCGAGAAGAACGUGGGAACAUGCACCCGCGAGGGCUGCAGCAUAGAAUUCUGUACACACUGUUUAUCAACUCCACACACAGGUCUGUGUAAGACUCCCCUUCUGGCAACGCCAACCAAACGAAAAACACCACCACUAAUCGUGGGCUCCAAACAGAGCAAGAGGAACCUCAGGCGUUUAUGAAAUACGAGGAUCAUCUUUAUUCUCGAGAGCCACACGUGACAGCGAUCAUUCCACUCGAGUUCGGGGGUGAAAUUCAAUUCUACAAUAUUUAUUCGAUACUUUGAAACGCAUUUUGCCUUCGUCUUGAGCAUUUUUGAGGAUUGAGGACCGUUGGAUCUUGGUUUGAAGGCCAAUGUCCCCAUUUUCAAUAGCAAAAAAUGCUCUCUCGGUGCAACAGGCGCAUCUGGGGAACGUCUGGCCAGACGAGUUUUUUCGACAACUCUCCCUCCACCACUGCAUCAUUUCGGCAGCCUGCAAUUACUGGGGAUCCCUGCGAAUAAAACGAGUUUCACCCUGGCGUUGUAGAACAUACCAAGCACUCUUUGCGUUGCCAACUUGAAGAUCUUCGCGAGGAUGAAAAUUCUUGGAACAUUGCGAGCUUCAGAAUGGGAUAUCCAAAAAUGCUGAGAAUUGAAUUAAAUUUUUUUAACGCAUUAUUUAAUCUAUUUAGAAAGCGUGUGCAAAAUAUCAAAAACUGCGCGUGCAAAAUAACAACGAAAAUAAAUUCCAAAGUUGCUACUUAUACGUGAGGUUUAAUGGGACAUCGAUAAAUUCAGUGUUUUCCCUACAUUAUCCCUCAACGGGUAAUGUGGGAAAAAUGCUGAACUUACCGAUGCUCCACUUAACCUCGUGUAUAAGUAGCAACUUUGGAAUUUAUUUUCGUUGUUAUUCUGUACGAGCAAUUUUUCAUUUUUUGCACACGAUUUCUGAAUGGGUUAAAUAAUGGGUUGAAAAUUUUUCAGGUUGUUCUCUGUAUUUUCUGACCCCAGGGUGAUGUCCUUAAAGCGACUCAUCUGUUGGUUUUUGAGAAGAACUAGUUCUCUGGAUCCUUUUCUAUUUUUUCCAAAAACGUUUUUUUAAGACAAUUUUUGAAAUAAUUGAAGAGGUAGAAACAUUUUCGCAGGGUUUUGUACUUCGUGAAGAUUUUCUGGGGAUUAUGGAGGUGGAUUUGUCACAGAUACCUAGUCCCUGUGUCUAGUAUUAUUGGGGAGUCAGAAAGUUUAGUAUUGUUUAAGGUUUAGAUAGGAUUAAUUUGGUUACAAUCUUCCGCGAUUGCCAUAGGAUGAUUAACCCCGGUGUUUAGGAUUUUUUAGGUUUAAGGAAAAUUUGUGUGAAGGGGUGAAACGUUCAUUGAAUCUCAUCAACUCGAGCUACAGAACUUGGAGACGAAUGACAAAAAUCAUCUGUUGAAAUCUCUUGUUAACGAGAGGAAUUAUCCAAUAUUAAUUGAUUAUUAACUGAUUAUUUCAUUCCAUCACUUACUGAAUACCAAAUUAUCUCGUUAACGAAUUAUUUUGGGAGAAAAAUGUCAAGAGCUGUUUGUUCUUGGGAAUUAAAUUCUCCGCAAAAGGCAUCUCUUGACACUUUCUCAUUUUCUAAAUUCAAAAUAACAACAACUUCAACUUCGAGGCCCAUGGGAUCUUGGUUUAUUUUUUUUUAUUUUGAUAAUCUGAAAUGUUCUCAAAUUGCCAUUCAGUUUUACGUGGCCCUGGAGUCUCUAAAAAUGAUGAUUAUACAACUAAAAAAACGUUGAAAAAAUUGAACAUUUUCAGAGUGUUUUUGAAUAAUAUUGGAAAAUAAAUUUGCAGAAAAUUGCAAAUUAGUAAUUUGCUGUAUUUUAUGAGUCUUUAGGUCGUCAAUUGUGACAGCAGCCAAUGGCUGUCAGACCGUUAAUUUUCAUGAUAAAUUAUCCAUUUACAAUAUCCUCUCUAUCGAACAUAUUCCCCAAUCUUUACUAAAAAUUUCAGCUCUUUAAAAAUGUUCAGUUUCUUUUUCAACUUUUUUCGCUUGUGCAGUCAUAAUUUUU